UCACGUGAAGCUAGCGUCGGUGGUUUGAAUUUUUAACGUCUUUUUAGUUCAUAACAAUUUUGUGUUUUUAUAAUUUAAGUUAACCAAAAGCCGAAAUGCACGCCUCCAAAAAGGUGGAUGAAGGGAAGAACCAACCUAUAAGGGCUUACGUUAGAUUAAGGCCCUUUCACGAGAACGAGAAACCGGCCCGAGCUCUCGAGAUCAGAUCCCGAGACAUCUGCGUGAAUCUGAACAAUAAGAAAAAGUACACAUUCGACGGCGUUUUCGGCCCGGACAGCAAGCAAUGUUACGUAUAUCAGACUAUUGCCAAACCGCUCUUAUCGGAAAUUUUGGCCGGUUACAAUUGCACGGUGUUCGCUUAUGGUCAAACGGGGACGGGGAAGACCUAUACGAUGACGGGUAGCCUGUCGUAUUUGGACCCUGUGGACUGUCACAACGCAAAUUCUCGGACUGACUCGGUUUUGGAUGAUGCAGCCGGACUCAUACCUCGUGUCAUUGAAAAGUUGUUCGACGAAUUAAAGAAGGUCCAAGAACCAUAUUCCGUACAGUGCUCCUAUUUAGAAAUAUACAAUGAAGAUCUUCGAGAUUUACUAACAGACGGUGAGGGUACUACUACAAUGAGAAUUUUUGAAAAUCACCGAAAUAAGGGGGCGGUAAUCAUACAAGGCCUUUCCGAGAUUACAGUACAUAGCAAGCACGACCUGUUCAAGUUGUUACAGAAAGGUCUUCAAAAACGAUAUACGGCGUCCACGUACAUGAACGACCGUUCCAGUCGAUCUCACGCCGUAUUCUCGAUAUUCGUGCACAUGCGCAAGCCGACCGAUGACGGCGAAGAGGUAACCAAGACAGGGAAGCUUAAUUUAGUCGAUUUGGCCGGUAGCGAGAAUAUCGGCCGGUCCGGUUCGAUGGAGCAGCGCGCCAGAGAGGCGGGAAAUAUAAAUCAGUCGCUGCUUACUUUGGGACGUGUUAUAAAGGCAUUAGCUGAAAAUAACUUGCACGUACCGUUUAGGGAAUCAAAAUUGACUCGAAUCUUGCAAGAUAGUUUAGGGGGUAGGACAAAGACUGUGAUCAUAGCAACCAUAUCGCCUUGCGCAUUGAGCAUCGACGAAACUCUAAGCACUUUGGACUACGCAUUUAAGGCGCAGGUCAUUACGAAUAAGCCCGAAGUGAAUCAGCGAAUGUCGCAGAAGGCGUUAAUUGCCCAGUACGUUAGCGAAAUACACCGUCUAAAAGGUGACAUAAAGGCGGCCCAAACGGGCGAAGGAAUACGGAUGGAUCGCGACAACUACAACAACCUGGUUACUAAUUUACAAAUUUCUAAGGAUAAGGUCACUCAAAGCGCGCUUCAGAUUCAAAAUUUGGAAAAGGAAUUGAAGCUUCUCCAAGAGGAAAAGGUCAGAUGCGAGGAGGAGUACGAGGCUCUGAACAGGUCGUUCGAAGAGACCCGCGUCGAAAUUGAAAAAGAGAGGGAGCUACGUGCCAAAAUCGAGUUGGAGAAGAAAACGCAGGAGUACUUGGCGAAUCGGUACGAGAAGAACGCCCAAAAUCUACAUAACGAAGCUAACUCGCUCCUCGAGAUUGUUAAAUCCACCACUUUAAACGAGGCGCUCUUACGAGAGAAAGUCGAGCAAUUAUAUUCGAUUAACAACUGUAAUAGUGCCCUAAUUCAAACGAAAAGUGAACAUGUAGCCCAACUCUGUGAUGCAAUAUUGCACGAUCUCACGUACCACGCAACCAAUUUCGCGGAAAACUACAGCAGAGCACGCGAAUUAAUCAGUUCAUCGAGUGAAUGGCAACGAAGCACAUGUGACGAGAUUACGAAUUUAUUUUCAGAAAUUCACUCCACCUUGCAGAGAGAUUGUGGUAAGUUGAAUGCGUUGGUGGAAGAAGCUUGCAAAGGUAUAGAGGAAUUGAAAAGGGAGAAUGCAGCUUCACUAAAAUCUCUCGCUAACAGUUUGGUAGAUAAUCUAGAGAGGGGAAGGUUAGUGUUUGACUCAUCCGUAAGGGAACUGUUCGAGAGUGAGUCACAGCGACACGCCACCUUUUUUUCAAACAUAUCGCUUCGCAUGUCACAAUUGAAUUCGCUCAUUGCAUCUUCGGCCACGGACGUGUCUAACGAUCUGGAAACUCUAAAGGAAGACAUUUCGCAUGAGUUAGGGUUAUUAUUCCAAGGUGUUCAAAUGAAGGUUCAGGCAAACGAAGACAGUCUCGCUCAAGCUGCCGAAUUUCGAGAUACCAUACUAAACGCCAUAACUUCGAGCUUCGACCAAAUUGCUAGGACGGUAGUGAGGGGCGCGGAGCACGACGCAUGGAAUGUUGCGCACGUUGAAAACGUGCGGUGUAAGCUCGCGACACAGUCGGACACGAUUUUGACUAAAUUAGAACAUGGCUCUUUAGAAGCCUCCGCCAUAUGCAGUGAACAUACACAGUUUGCCAAUUCGAAAAGUGCAAUACUGAAGUUCGAGGCGAUAGUCGAAGAACAUAAUUUAUACUGCAACGACAAAUAUACUCAAGUCAUGAGGGAGUGCGAAAAUAGCGGCGCGGAUCGACAGAGGUACUGCGAGAAGGUGUGUUCGGAAAGCUCGGCCAAGUUGGCGGAUUUUGAAGGCGAAGUUCAUGCAAACAUCGACAAUAUGAAGGAAAGAUUAACCCAUUCAUCCACAAAUCUGAUGAGCGGUCGCGUUGUAGCGGAAGAAAAUCUCACGGGCGUGAUCCAAAGGAUAGACGACUACUCAAAGGAGCGAGACAGCUGUAGGACUAACAUAGAAAAUAAAGCGCAACAAAUCAGUGCCUUAUUAAACUCGACCGACAACGAUAUAGUGGACGCCAUACCGACUGGAAAUACUCCGGUUCGAAAUCGCCGCGAGUAUCCUACCCAUCUAAAGGAGUUAACUCCCAAGGAUAAGGUCCUAUCCAAAUUUCUUCUAACUCAGACUGGAUUUGGUCCAUCUUGAAUUUUAUAUUUUGCAAGAUUUUAGGCCACCAUGAUGUGCAUUUGUUUAAUUUAUGUACUUUAUUUAGAUAUGUACGAAACGUCCAUGAUUUUUAUCGAUUAAAAAAUUUAUUUUUAAAAUAUAAUUUUAAAUAACAUUUUUUAGAUCUGUAUAUAAGAGUUGUGCUUGUGCCGUGUUCCAAUUAUAGUAGGGGAGCUAGCACGAAAUCCACUGAACGAGAAUGAUCAAAAUUUUAACCGAUGGAGUUCCAUUU
Photinus pyralis (common eastern firefly) is the source of this 3207-nucleotide messenger RNA. RefSeq names its product kinesin-like protein KIF11-B (gene Klp61F). Lineage: Eukaryota; Metazoa; Arthropoda; Insecta; Coleoptera; Lampyridae. The record is from RefSeq and is a predicted model, not a curated record. Gene Ontology annotation, biological process: microtubule-based movement; mitotic spindle assembly. Gene Ontology annotation, molecular function: ATP binding; plus-end-directed microtubule motor activity; microtubule binding. Gene Ontology annotation, cellular component: spindle microtubule; nucleus. The transcript is spliced from 7 exons. The coding region runs from base 96 to 2954 and encodes 952 amino acids.